AUGGAAGAAUUUUUCAAUCAGUCAAGGAGGGAUUUUCUGGAGUUGUAUGUCGACAUCGCCGCAACCGAGAAUGUUCCUUUACCGGUGAUGUCAGUUGAUUUAAAUUCUACCCGUCUUCCAGCUUCGCCUGCCGCUCAUGCGUCUCCAGUUGGUGACGAAGCUGUUAUUCCUUUUUGGGAAGGAAUUCUGCAUUAUUCCUACAUUGAUUGGAGUUAUCGGAGUGAACAAGAAUCAUGCACUGUUGGUACGGUUUCAGGAUCGGGUUCAAUACAAGGCGAAACCUUGGAAGCAUGGGAUUAUUUUCUUGUUAAUAUUCGUGCUCAUGUUACUACAAUGUCAAACAUAUGUUUGAUCUCCGAUCGGCAUCGAAGCAUAAUAUCUGCUGUGGAAAAUAACCCUAAUUGGCAGCCGCCAAAUGCAUAUCACGUCUUCUGUAUUCGUCAUAUUGCACGCAACUUCAAUCAAAAGUUUUGGAAUGAAGGUUUGAAGCGGAUGUUAAAGAAUUUAGGUUAUACGCCCGCCAUGGUUGAUUUUGAGAGGAAUCUUGCGAGUUUCCGUGAAAGUAGUCCUCAAAUUGCUGAGUGGAUUGAUGCCAUCCCUAAGGAAAAGUGGUCGCGGGCCUACAAUAUUGAAGGACAGAGGUACGGUCAUAUGACAACAAAUUUGGCUGAAUCUGUCAACAGGGUUUUGAAGGGGGCCAGAAAUAUGCCGAUAACCGCAUUGGUUAAGCACACAUAUAGCAGAUUGGUUCAUUAUUUUGUUGAGCGAGGUACAAAAGUCGUUGCACAACUUGAAUCAGCUCAUCGUCACUGCAAAAAUGUUGUUGAAUUGGUCAAGAAGAACCAGGUAGAUGCAACCGGCCACCAUGUUCGUGCAUACAAUGUCGAACAUACUGUCUUCGAGGUUGACACAGGUUGGGAGCGUUCAUAUUCUGUCAAUCUCCCACAGGGAUUCUGUCAGUGUGGAAAGUUUAAGGCCUUCAAGUAUCCGUGUAGUCAUGUCACUGUUGCUGCUUUAAGUGUUAGGCAGAGUCCGUUCACGUACGUAGACGAUGUCUUCUUGACAAAAAACUUGGUCAAGGCUUAUUCUUUUCCGUGGGAGCCAAUCGGCAACGAGGAAGCAAUACCUGAAUUAGGUGGUGCCAAGAUUAUUCCCGAUAAAAAUAUGUUGCGUGCAAAAGGUCUUCCAAAGUCAACUCGCAUCCGCAACGAGAUGGACGAAGUUGAGACAAGUCAAAGCCGUAUUAGGUGUGGACUUUGCAAGGAACGCGGCCAUAAUCGUCGAGGAUGUCCAAAUCGUGGGAGAAACGACUGA
Molecule: messenger RNA, 1314 nt
Organism: Gastrolobium bilobum
Lineage: Eukaryota; Viridiplantae; Streptophyta; Magnoliopsida; Fabales; Fabaceae
Exons: 4
Coding region: 1-1314 (437 amino acids)
Molecular function (GO): nucleic acid binding; zinc ion binding
Source: RefSeq, a predicted model, not a curated record